UAAGACUGUCACUCUGUCAGCCAGUGUCAGUCAGCUGUUAUGCUGUUAUUAUUUGAGGUUAUCUAUGUAGGUAAUGAAAUAAUAUUUUUUGUGAAAAUAUAACACAAAAUCUCAGAAAAUGUCUCUUAUAUCAUACGCAUCAUUGUUCUUAAGGCGAUCUGGUGCACUCCGCUAUCCAUCAACAUGCAACAAUUGUACUAAUAAAGUGAAACAUGUGUCGUAUAGUUCAGUAGCUACGAAAACGAUUCAUGAUGUGAAUACAAAUGUUACAAAAGACGUUAUUUUGUUUAAGUAUGAGAAUCCAAAGUUUUAUAUGUAUAUGAACCUGUUCGCAGUGGUUCAAUACAUGUUCUGGUCAUAUUUGGGUAUAUUCGCGUUCUCCACUCUAAGAGACGCUCCGGUGGACAAAACCAAGAUAACGGACGAUACACCGUGGUUUAGAAGGAUAAAUUUAGGAGAAAACAAGUAUAGGAACACUUUGGGAAGCGUGGCCUUACUUGUUGGUACAGGGUCUCUAGCAAUGAUUUGGAUGUACACACUGAAAUCAGUACGCUAUCUAAUACUUAAUAAAGGAGGGAAGCACCUUACGUUUGUGACAUAUACUCCGUUUGGGAAAAACCGUAUGAUGAAAGUUCCUGUUGAUCAUGUUUGUUGUAAGGAACAGCGAACUGCAGCCAAAGUACAGUUACCUUUGAAAAUAAAGAACACUUGGACGCAUUAUAUGUUGGACAUGAGAGGUGAAUUUAAACACCCAAUGUUGUUUGAUAGUACUGCAGGAUUGUUUAGGAAAAUUUGAACUGUUGUGAGUUAUGUGGUACCAUUAUUAUAAAUUGUAAAUGUGUUGAAUAAAAAUUAGUUUGUAAUUUAUUUUUCGUUUGUAUGUACUAUCUGUUUUUAAGCAAACAUAAUAAAGUAAUAUUUUCAAGUCAAUCUUAUCCCAUUGAAUGUGUUGCCUUGUAAUGGGCUACGAAAGCCAUUCCAUGACAGACAGACAUUGACACCAGCAAAUAACAUUACGCUAACACCCUAAUUUAGAAAUUGCAUCUUUUGAUUUUCAAGCAUAUAUGUAUUAAUGAUUUUUCUACUACCAGUUAUUGAUUGAUUGAAUAUAUUUAGCAUUAAAAACGGAAAAUCGACAAAGACCAUGAUCAAGUAGUGUUAAUUGAUGGUGUCAAUAUGCUCCAGCCAGAUGAGUGAAAAAACAAUUAGAUUUAAUACUAAAAAAACAUCCUAAUGUUCUAUAAUGUUGUAUACCUUGACUCCGAAUUCUAAUUAGCACUUAUUACAGUAGUUUCAAUUGUUUAGAGUGAUGUAGAGCUGCACUGGCCUGAAGUAAACUAUCCUCACAAUAAUAAUAAUAAUAGACAACACAAUAUUAUGGUUUGGACUGUCACGUAAAAGUUCUUAAGCUUUUUACAUGUCAUUGAAGAAUACAUAACAGGAUUUUCUGCAAAAGUCA
This is a messenger RNA of Hyposmocoma kahamanoa, 1459 nucleotides long. RefSeq names its product transmembrane protein 223. Gene Ontology annotation, biological process: nervous system development. Gene Ontology annotation, cellular component: mitochondrion. The transcript is spliced from 2 exons. The record is from RefSeq and is a predicted model, not a curated record. NCBI's taxonomy places the organism in Eukaryota, Metazoa, Arthropoda, Insecta, Lepidoptera, Cosmopterigidae. The coding region runs from base 119 to 796 and encodes 225 amino acids.